Rosa chinensis is the source of this 531-nucleotide messenger RNA. RefSeq names its product putative methyltransferase C9orf114 homolog. The transcript is spliced from 7 exons. The record is from RefSeq and is a predicted model, not a curated record. Lineage: Eukaryota; Viridiplantae; Streptophyta; Magnoliopsida; Rosales; Rosaceae. The coding region runs from base 1 to 531 and encodes 176 amino acids.
AUGGAGCGAGAGAUUAGGGUUCGAAUUGGGGCUCGCUCUUCACUUAUCCAAACCCACCUCCAAUUCAAGGCUUCUCGACCUGGUGAUAUUGAUGAGCGCGAGGUUGUUACUCCUGAUGUCAUGACCAAGUAUUUCAUAGGUGUCACACUAAAGGAAAGAUCUCCAGAUGGUGUUGUGACGUUAGUUGAUGUGGGCUUGAGUAAGCAAUUAAUUGAUUUUGUUGACAAUAUGCAGAAUGUCGUCGUUGAUCAAGUACUUGAUCCUGGAACAAGAGUUACAGUGGCUAUGGGAGACAGUUGGAAUUUGGAUGCUGAUAUAUCACGGCAGGUUGUAUCAUCAUCCAAGCCAAGGGAAGAAGCAGGGAUGUAUUGGGGGUACAAAGUGCACUAUGCUUCCAAUAUCACUUCGGUAAUGAUUGAAUGUCCAUACGAGGGUGGCUAUGAUCAUUUGAUUGGGACCUCAGAGCAUGGUCAGAUUAUCAAUUCCUCCAAUCUCACUAUACCCACUUUCAGAUGCCUACUGUGUCCAUAA